ACGACGACGACGGGCUUAACGUUGAUGGAUCCACAGGCUACUUCCCAAUCAACAGAAGAAGAGACGAGAUCUUCUUACGAGUCGAGGCCCAAAACUAUACCGUGGACCAACGAAAAACAUGUCCAGUUCUUGAACUCAAUGGAGGCUUGGUUCGUCCGUACAAUGUUGGAAGACUCCCGACGCGUCCUCCAUUCCGACCGCAACACGCCAGCUAGUUCAGACUCAACUGUAGAAUCAAAACUAAUGCUGGAGAGAAGGAGAAAGCACGCCACCACAGGGAAUUGCAUGGGCACGAGAAGCACAGUGAUCAACGAUCCACCUGAAAGGGUAUUAAGUACACCUUCGUCUCAGCCGUACAAUUCAUCACAAGAUCUGGUGGUUCCUAAUCAGAUCGAAAACAGAAGAAUUGUUUAUGAUGAGAGAGGGCUUGCAGUGGCAUCCACCACACCUGUAGAUGCAUUUGAUCUCUAUUGCAACUGAAAAUUUUAAAGAUUCUUCCUGUAGGACUUCUUUGCAUUUGAUAUCUCAAGUUAAGCUGUACCAUUGGUAAUUUUACUUUCAAGUGAAAUAAGAGAUAUUAGAUUUA
Molecule: messenger RNA, 586 nt
Organism: Rubroshorea leprosula
Lineage: Eukaryota; Viridiplantae; Streptophyta; Magnoliopsida; Malvales; Dipterocarpaceae
Source: the annotation of a GenBank genome assembly